Messenger RNA from Trematomus bernacchii (emerald rockcod), 1065 nucleotides. RefSeq names its product BCL2 interacting killer (gene bik). The record is from RefSeq and is a predicted model, not a curated record. NCBI's taxonomy places the organism in Eukaryota, Metazoa, Chordata, Actinopteri, Perciformes, Nototheniidae. The transcript is spliced from 6 exons. Bases 115 to 585 code for a protein of 156 amino acids.
UUUGCAGCAGCAGGUAAAGGCGUGGUUAGUCACAUUGUGGCAGUUACCUGAGAACAACAAGAUUAAAGGACGCUGCUGGCGGCGUCUACUUUAAUCUACACACAAGAAAACAAGAUGGUGGAGCAAACUAGACAGCCGAGGCGCGUGGUGUCCCUGCAGGCUGGACCUGGGGAAGGGGACACUGACGUCCUGCUAGACGUGAACCUCAGGAUAAAUGACAGGGCUGUGCGGGCCUUUGGGAGCCAGUUGGCUGCGAUUGGAGACCAGAUGGACCGGGAGUGGGCCGGCAGACGGACCCCCUGGCUCCCCCCUCCUCUCCACAUGCUGAGACCUGCGCAGGCCCUGACCAGGACCAUAUACCGGGAUAUCCACAGGCAGUUGUGGGGCUUACAGGGCCUGUCUGCAGGGGUGAAGGCCUGGAUAGAGAGCACUGCGCCUGGGCAGGGGAUCCUCAGAGCGGACGCCUGGGCAGCCUGGGUGUCCAAUUUAAAACCAGUAGCCUGCGCUGGCUGGACCAGAGGAGCACUGGGGACGGUGGCGCUGGUGGCUGCAGUCGCCAUUUUCACUGCAAUGUGGAAGGAAUAAAAAGCCUAAAAAAAGGGCCAUAAGCAGGUCUUUUGGGCCGUUAUAUCUUUGACAAAAAAAGUUUGCAAAUGAAUCACUAUUAUUACUUACUGAUUUGUUUCUGCUGUUUACUUUGAAUUCUCUUUUUUUGUAUACUAUUUUGAUUGUAUUGCAUUUAAAAUUAUAUGACCAGAAACAGCAGUAAAAAAAAGAGUUAAAUUAGUUUAAAUUGGUUUUACAGUGUUGCCCGAAGAGAUGGCCAGUGUAUUGUAGCAGUGACAUGUUUCACAGAUGUAUUAAUGUAAAAACAAAUAUUUUACCCAUGAAUGUACUGUUGCUGGCCUGCAGUCUUUAUCCAGAUUUGUUCUUACGGGUUUAAGAGGCCACAUUUUUUACAAAUUAUAAGUAGCCCGGCUUAAUAUAAAAUGAAGGGAGCUGGACUUUCUGUGUCAGAUUUGAACAUGCUUUUUCAUGUGAUGCAAAUAAACUUCUAAAUGAUGA